Molecule: messenger RNA, 1197 nt
Organism: Nicrophorus vespilloides
Lineage: Eukaryota; Metazoa; Arthropoda; Insecta; Coleoptera; Silphidae
Product: ankyrin repeat and SAM domain-containing protein 6-like
Exons: 3
Coding region: 45-995 (316 amino acids)
Molecular function (GO): protein binding
Source: RefSeq, a predicted model, not a curated record
CUUGACUUGAAAUAUACUAGUGCACAAUACACAUUAAAUUGAACAUGGAGAAAACACUGGCUGAAAAUCCAAAAACGACUUUUGAUGAUGACAAGAACUCUGAACUGCAUUUCGCAAGUUCGAAGGGAGAUCUGGACGCAGUGACUGAAGGAGUUGAGAAGGGCCAGAAGAUUGACCUCGAGAACUUCGCAGGAUGGACUCCGCUCAUGAUGGCGACAAGGAAUGGACACGUGGAGGUCGUUCGUUACCUCCUGUCGAAACGAGCUGACGCCACCAAGAAAAAUAGAUUCGGUGCGAGUAUAUUUAUGAUGGCCGUUGCCAGUGGAAACAUGGACAUUCUGCGUGAAAUUUUAAAUCACCUUCUAUGCGGAGGUGUUUCGAAGCAGAGCAUGGAGAGCAAAUUCUCCGCUUUGUCUUUAGCGAUCCUUUUCAACCACGAGGACAUCUUUCGUUAUCUCUUGGAGAAGAAUUUCAAUGUUAACGCAACGAUACCGAAUAUCGAUUUGACUCCUCUCAUGUUCGCUGCAAUCAACAGGAAUCCCAUUUUCAGUAAACUCCUGCUGAAUAUUGGAGCAAACGUCAAUUGCAAGAACAUCAACGGCGAGACCGCUCACGAUAUUUUGGUGCGGAAGCAGGAAGUGAAAGUACAACAGCCCGUUGUGCAGCCGCAGCAGCAACCGCCUCCUCAACCACCUCCUCAGCAGGUCGUCUACAAUCAGCAGCCAAAUUUGGUCUACCUGCAACCACCCAAUCCGCAUUUCAUGAGGAAAUCUUCCGAAGUUCUCACACCCAACAUCAUCCUCUCGCCUAACAUGUCGCCGAUUCCUCCCAUGUCCUACCAUCCGCAAGUUUUCUUCCCACCGGAAUUCAUGCAGCAUCAUAUUAUGCCUCCGCAAUUCAAUUAUCCCCAUGGCACUAUCAUUUCGCCAGUGCCUAACUUCAAUUUGUCCUCACCUUGCGGAGGCGCAUGUUCAUGGUAUCCAGUGUAUCCUUAAAGAGAUGCAUUCACAGACUUAUAUUUAUUUUACAAAGUAAUUUUUAACAAAUUUUGACAUUUUAAAUUCAUGUUUGUUUGUCCCCCCACCCCCCUUAAUGUUGAGCCAAAAUGUAAUUAUUGUAUUGUUUAAUGAGUUCAAGAUUGUAAAACAUUUUAAAAAGUUAACUGUAUUUAUGAAAUAAAGAUUCUACACUAACUAC